AUGGGUGUCUCCAGAAAGGCAAUCAUGGUGGUUCUUUCUGCGAAUAUUGAGGAUGUGGCACCGGUGCCAUGCGAACUGAAGCUGGAAUCGGGCCGAUUUAUUCGUUACGUAGCGGCAAAGGAUGCAAACCCACUCAAGGAGAUCAGCAGACGUGUCGAUCAGACUGUGUUCUGGGAAGGAGUGAAUACGCUCUGCCAGCUGCUGGAUGCGAUCGUCGAGACAGAAAUGGAAACAGAUUUCUUCGAGGGGAAAAAUGUGCUUGAGAUCGGAUUUGCUACUGGACUUCCAUCUGUCUAUGCUUACGAGAAUGGCGCUGCUGAGGUCGCACUUCACAGUGCUGUAAGUGUCGAUCAGACUGUGUUCUGGGAAGGAGUGAAUACGCUCUGCCAGCUGCUGGAUGCGAUCGUCGAGACAGAAAUGGAAACAGAUUUCUUCGAGGGGAAAAAUGUGCUUGAGAUCGGAUUUGCUACUGGACUUCCAUCUGUCUAUGCUUACGAGAAUGGCGCUGCUGAGGUCGCACUUCACAGUGCUUCGAAAACUUCGCUCCAAAUGUACUGUAAACCGACUCUGCGCAGGAAUGCGAUCCCGGAAAACAAGUGCAAAUUUUCCAGUGGCGACCUUAGCCAAAUGAAGAAAGCCAUUGGCGGAAAGAGAUUCGAUGUUAUUCUGGCUGCGGAGCUUUUGUAUCGCCGUGAGGAUGAGUUUGAGUUGGUGCAUCAGAUCCUCGAUGAAGCCCUCAGUCACGAUGGCAUUUGUUUUCUGUCCAGCCCAACUCACUAUUUCACCGUCGACAGCAGCCUCUCCAGUUUCCUGGACCUUGUGAAGAAGUACAGGAAAUUUGACGUCGUGGAACGAUGGAGCUCCCCUCGUACCGACGUUGUCCAGCGAAAAGUCCUUCAACUAACUCGAUCUCUUUGCUGA
Molecule: messenger RNA, 921 nt
Organism: Ostertagia ostertagi
Lineage: Eukaryota; Metazoa; Nematoda; Chromadorea; Rhabditida; Trichostrongylidae
Source: the annotation of a GenBank genome assembly